AUGUCGGCAUCCAAUGUCUUUUCCCUCGAAGGCAGGGGCCUAAAGCUCACCACUGCCGACGACAUCGCGCCGCAUAUCGAGGCGUUGAAGAGCAACGACCACGUUGACGAGGUCAGGCUCCUGGGGAACACACUGGGCAUUGGAGCCAGCGAGGCGCUGGCCAAGGUUUUGGAGGGCAAGAAAGGCUUAAAGGUCGCAAACCUCGCCGACAUCUUCACUUCCCGCCUGCUCUCUGAGAUUCCCCCGGCCCUGUCACAUCUUCUGACCUCCCUCCUUACCCUGCCAAACCUACAUACCGUCGACCUUUCCGACAACGCGUUUGGGCUCAACACUGUCGCCCCGCUCGUUGACUUCCUCUCACAACAUACACCUCUCCGAUACCUCUACUUGAACAACAAUGGUCUCGGCCCCGCUGCCGGUGUCCUUGUUGCCGAUGCUCUCACCGCCCUCGCCGCAAAGAAGGAAUCCGCCCGCAGCCAAGGCAAACCGGUCCCAGACCUCGAGCUUGUGAUCUGCGGUCGCAAUCGUCUAGAGAACGGCAGCAUGGUCGCCUGGGCCAAAGCAUACGCAGCAAACACGGGCGUCAAGACCAUCAAGAUGACACAAAACGGUAUUCGUCAGGAGGGCAUCUCACACCUAAUCGCAAAUGGCCUCUCGCACCUCGUUAAGCUUGAAACGCUAGAUCUGCAAGACAACACAUUCACAACCCUGGGCGCAAGUGCUUUGAGCAAGGUUGUCGGCAAUUGGACUGAUUUGGUCGAACUCGGCGUAGGAGACUGCCUUCUUGGCGGCCGUGGCGGCAACGCCCUCGCCGCCGCCCUUGAUGAGGGCAAGAACAAGAAAAUUCAGAUCCUGCGACUCCAAUUCAACGAGAUCAAUGCCAAGGGCCUCGCCCGUCUCGCAUCUGCUUCUGCGACCGCUCUACCCGCACUCCGCCGUGUCGAGCUCAAUGGAAAUAAAUUCGACGAGGAAGAUCCGAGCAUUGGCAAACUGCACAAUGUACUUGAGGCGAGGAAGGAAGAGUCUGGGGAGCACGAGGAUGAUGAAGAGUACUGGGGCCUAGAUGAGUUGGAUGAGUUGGAGAGCGAAGACGAGGAAGAGGAAGACGGUGACGGUGACGAAGAGGAAGAAGGUAUUGAGGUGGAAGAGCGCGCAGCGCGGCAGCUUGUGGAAGAUCAGAGGGCAGAGGAGAGCAAUGUGUCUCAAGAGAAAGACAAGAAGGUGGAUGCUCUGGCGGAUUUGAUGGCCAAGACAGAGAUCAAGUAA
Cucurbitaria berberidis CBS 394.84 is the source of this 1266-nucleotide messenger RNA. RefSeq names its product ran GTPase activating protein 1. Gene Ontology annotation, cellular component: cytosol; perinuclear region of cytoplasm; nucleus. The transcript has 2 exons. Gene Ontology annotation, molecular function: GTPase activator activity; small GTPase binding. NCBI's taxonomy places the organism in Eukaryota, Fungi, Ascomycota, Dothideomycetes, Pleosporales, Cucurbitariaceae. The coding region runs from base 1 to 1266 and encodes 421 amino acids. Gene Ontology annotation, biological process: activation of GTPase activity; nucleocytoplasmic transport. The record is from RefSeq and is a predicted model, not a curated record.